Messenger RNA from Hypoxylon trugodes, 1101 nucleotides. RefSeq lists its product as uncharacterized. The record is from RefSeq and is a predicted model, not a curated record. The transcript has a single exon. The coding region runs from base 96 to 1037 and encodes 313 amino acids. Lineage: Eukaryota; Fungi; Ascomycota; Sordariomycetes; Xylariales; Hypoxylaceae.
ACUAUGUUUACUAUUUCUACCAUCAUGACGCUUCUUCAAUAAACCUCCAGCCAGAAAAAUCAUCGAUUUCUUUCCGACACUGAAAAAUACGCAACAUGUCGUCCCCCGCCAUGGAUAAUCGCUCGCCUGAAGAAAAAAAGGCCGCACUCAGAAAGCUUCUUAUGGUCGAUUACCGCUAUGGUGAAAGGUUUCCCAGGGACGGAGAUAAAGAAAUCGUGGAAUGGCUAGACCACGUCGAUGAAUCGCUGGAGAUCUUUCGCCUGGCUGAUGGUGCGCGUUUCGCCAAGUACAACCCCCCCAUCCCAGUCGAAUACCCCCCUGAGCACAACUACGAAUUCAUUCCCGACAUCAGAGAUAAUGUACGCGAUUUGACACCCUUCGGCCCUGACGAAACACAAAGAGCAUAUCGUGAAGGGGAUAUGAUUCGUGCCGGAAUGCAGGCGAGGGAGCGAUACGGCGUGUGGAGAAUCAUGAAGCUCAAGAAACACAUCCAGAAAUUCUGGGAUCCGAUUGAGAGUCAGGUACAAAAGAAAUUUGAGGAGAAGCUUGGCGUCGAAGUGAAGUUAUUCUAUCUUGAUCCCGCCCGUUCCCUGCCCUCGCACAUGAUUAAGCACAGAAAUCGUUUAUUCUCCCCGAUCAUUGAUGUUGUACUUCCCAUGGAUUAUGGCAACCUCGGAAACAUGGUGCGCAGCAAGAACCUAAGCGGUGCCGGACUGGUCAUGGGCGAAGUUAUGGAGAAGUUCAUGAGCACUCUCAAAGAACUCGAGGACGAGAAUGACCUCCCCAUGCCGAAGAAAGACGGAAAAUACCUCCCUUGGUCGUCUAUCCUAGCACCCAUUUUCUGCAUCAAUGAGGGUAUCGCUCAGGAAAAACCACUCAUCUGGUCGUGCCGUUCGCGAUUUGCGUUUAUGGGAAUUGGAAGCAGUGAAUCGUCCAAUCUGGGUCUAGUCAUGCUUCACGACCGCUCGAUGCCCAAUGAAGCGGACGGUAUUGCCGUAUGGUAUGAACCGGACUUCAUAGACCCUCCUUACAUGUAAGGAACUGGACGGAAUCGCCGAGAAUUAUUAGACGGCAUUUGGAGUUAAGGGGGUUAAAUCAUAG